Messenger RNA from Auanema sp. JU1783, 492 nucleotides. Lineage: Eukaryota; Metazoa; Nematoda; Chromadorea; Rhabditida; Rhabditidae. The record is from the annotation of a GenBank genome assembly.
AUGAACUCAGAUCUAUCAGAUGUUGAAGUUGAAUGUUCGUUCCAUCUCAAGCAAACUGUUGAUUUUACAAAUAUCAAAAUUCAAACAAUGAUGCAGCUGCUAGAUCUUCCAGAAGGUCGGACAUGUCACAGCCCAGCAAAAAGAGACGAGAAAUAUGAAAACAAAGAAUCUCAAACAACAUUUGGCCAAAACGAGUCAAGGGAUUCAUCAACAAUGACGGAAACAGUUAGGUAUCAGAAUUUUUGUGGAAUGGCAGAUAUAAUUGCGUCUGACCGAAUGAGCAUUCAUCAAAAUGUUGAACAUUUUCCUGAAACAGCUUUCGAUGCCAUACUCUGGAUGUUGUCCAUCGUCAUUUAUAGAAGACAAAUUGAGAUUAUGCUCAAUGAGUGCAGCAUUGAUCAACUGCAAAUUUUGAAAUCAUUAAAAAGUGGUUCACGCAAGAUUUAUAAAGCAAUAUUCAAUGAAACAAAGGUAUUUCAUAAAAAGGAGUAA